UAAACCCCCACAAACCCCUCUCUAUUUCAUCGCAAAUCGCUUUCGUUUCUGAUCAAAAUAUACAGUCUCUAGAAGUUCCCAGAUACAAUACAAUGGCCAACGUUAAUCUCUUUCUCCUAUGCUUCACUUUAUUGUUCUACUUCUCCCAUCGGCAGCGAGACAACCUGCCGCUCUCGGUCGAAGCAGCAGCCCGCCCGCGAUGACCUACCAAAGGGCCUCAUCCGUCACCGGAACGACCUCAGCAACCUUCAUCUGGUACGGUAGGUUCACCGCCCCUCAGCGAGCCAUCGUAUCCGACUUCGUCGCCUCCUCUCCUCUUCUCCAAGAAGGGACGGUAGACCAGAAGCAGCCUCGGUCUCCUCCUGUGCGAGGACGAUGGAGACAGUACUUCUCGGUCGAGACCAGAAUGCAGAGGGCUCGCCUCGCAGCCGAUUCCUCGACUAGUGCAUACCCGAUGGGGAGUCACUUCACGGGCGCCCAAAUUGGCCAAGGCUGGCAGCCUAAAAGGGCCCUCAGAGCUAACGACAUCAACCGUGUCCUCCACCUCCGAAUGACGUGGCGGUCGAUGGAUUCUGCCAUUGACCGCUGCGGGGCCCCGCCGUUGUCUCUCCGGUCCAAAACCAGGUUCGCUUACAUCUGGGUCGGUAACUCGGCGACCCAGUGCCCGGGCCAGUGCGCGUGGCCGUUCCACCAGCCGAUGUACGGGCCCCAGUCCCCGCCGUUAGUCGCCCCUAACGGCGACGUCGGGGUCGACGGGGUGGUGAUCAAUCUGGCGAGCUUGCUGGCUGGGACCGUCACGAAUCCGUUCGGCAACGGGUUCUUCCAGGGGCCGAAGGAAGCGCCGUUGGAAGCCGCGUCGGCCUGCCCCGGGGUCUACGGGAAAGGGGCCUACCCGGGCUACGCUGGGGAAUUGCUGGUGGACCCCGCAACUGGUGCCAGCUACAAUGUUAACGGGGCCCACGGGAGGAAGUACCUGGUCCCGGCGUUGUUUGACCCGUCGACGGCGUCUUGCUCUACUUUGGUUUAAGAAUAAUUAGAUGUGAAAACAUUAGUUUUUACAGGGUAAUGUAAUGUAAUAUAUAUACAGCUAAGGGCAAGGAGGAUUAGAUGCUUCGUAGUUC
This is a messenger RNA of Asparagus officinalis (garden asparagus), 1121 nucleotides long. RefSeq names its product protein EXORDIUM-like 1. NCBI's taxonomy places the organism in Eukaryota, Viridiplantae, Streptophyta, Magnoliopsida, Asparagales, Asparagaceae. The record is from RefSeq and is a predicted model, not a curated record.